This is a messenger RNA of Staurois parvus, 314 nucleotides long. The record is from the annotation of a GenBank genome assembly. NCBI's taxonomy places the organism in Eukaryota, Metazoa, Chordata, Amphibia, Anura, Ranidae.
AUGUAUGUGAAAUGGUUUGAUACAGUAAUGUUAUACUAUGUGAUUUUAGUGUAUUGAGUGAAUGUCACUUUUUCACAUUUUUAAAUUUUCCCGCCGUUCCGUCCCCGUACGUCCCGACGUCGCAGGGAACGGAACCCGGAAGACAGAUGCCGGCAUUGGCCGGAGGACAUUGCAGGGGACACUGCAGGGGGGACAUCGCGGGAGUGGAAGACAAGGCAAGUGAAGAAAAGAUCCCGGAGCAACGCUGCAAGGUAUUCCCGAGUGUAGCUCGGGAUUACCGCUUGUGCUACACUCGGGAAUACUUUCAGGGAGGU